Messenger RNA from Hippopotamus amphibius kiboko, 2151 nucleotides. It is a transcript of the gene KYNU, whose product is annotated as kynureninase. The coding region runs from base 9 to 1436 and encodes 475 amino acids. Gene Ontology annotation, cellular component: cytoplasm. Gene Ontology annotation, biological process: NAD+ biosynthetic process. The record is from RefSeq and is a predicted model, not a curated record. Gene Ontology annotation, molecular function: pyridoxal phosphate binding; kynureninase activity. NCBI's taxonomy places the organism in Eukaryota, Metazoa, Chordata, Mammalia, Artiodactyla, Hippopotamidae. The transcript has 13 exons.
AACUUAUAAUGGAAACUUCACCUCUUGAAUUACCAGCUGACACAGUGCGACGCAUUGCAUCUGAACUUAGAUGUCACCCAACAGAUGAGAGGGUCGCCCUCCGCCUUGAUGAGGAAGAUAAGCUGAGGCACUUCAGGGAGUGUUUUUAUAUUCCCAAAAUGCAGGAUCUGCCUCCAAUUGAUUUAUCCUUAGUGAAUAAGGAUAAAGAAGCCAUCUAUUUCUUGGGAAAUUCCCUUGGCCUUCAACCAAAAAUGGUUAAAACAUAUCUGGAAGAAGAACUAGAUAAGUGGGCCAAAAUGGGAGCCUAUGGUCAUGACGUAGGGAAACGUCCUUGGAUUAUAGGAGAUGAGACUCUUUUGGGACUUAUGACUGACAUUGUAGGAGCCAAUGAGAAAGAAAUAGCUCUAAUGAAUGGUUUGACUGUUAAUUUACAUCUUCUACUGUUAUCGUUUUUCAAGCCUACACCCAAACGGUAUAAAAUUCUCCUAGAAGCUAAAGCCUUCCCUUCAGAUCAUUAUGCUAUUGAGUCACAGCUUCAACUUCAUGGACUUAACAUUGAGAAAAGUAUGCGGAUUAUAAAGCCAAGAGAGGGGGAAGAAACAUUAAGAUUAGAGGAUAUCCUUGAAGUAAUUGAGAACGAAGGUGACUCUAUUGCAGUGAUCCUGUUCAGUGGUCUGCAUUUUUAUACUGGCCAGCUCUUUAAUAUACCUGCCAUCACAAAAGCUGGACAAGCAAAGGGUUGUUUUGUUGGCUUUGAUCUAGCACAUGCAGUUGGAAAUGUUGAGCUUCACUUACAUGACUGGGGAGUUGAUUUUGCCUGCUGGUGCUCCUACAAGUAUUUAAAUACAGGAGCAGGAGGUCUUGCUGGUGCCUUUGUCCAUGAAAAGCAUGCCUACACAAUUAAACCUGCGUUAGUGGGAUGGUUUGGCCAUGAACUAAGCACCAGAUUUAAGAUGGAUAACAAACUGCAGUUAAUCCCUGGGGUCAGUGGAUUCCGAAUUUCAAAUCCUCCCAUUCUGUUGGUCUGUUCCUUACAUGCUAGUUUAGAGAUCUUUAGGCAAGCAACUAUGAAAGCAUUGAGGAGAAAAUCUAUUUUGCUAACUGGUUAUCUGGAAUACAUGAUCAAGCACUACCUCGGCCAGGAUAAAGGGGAAACAAAGAAAACAGUUGUAAACAUUAUUACUCCAUCCCGUAUAGAGGAUCGCGGCUGCCAGCUCACCCUAACAUUUUCUAUUCCAAUAAAAUAUGUUUUCCAAGAACUAGAAAAAAGAGGAGUGGUUUGUGACAAGCGGGAUCCAAAUGGCAUUCGAGUGGCUCCAGUUCCUCUCUACAAUUCUUUCCAUGAUGUUUAUAAAUUUAUCAGUCUGCUCAUUUCUGCACUUGACUCUGCGGAAACAAAAAAUAGUGGUGUUUUCCAUAGCGACUUAAGCAAAUAAUAUGGAAAGCCUGUGGUUAUUUUAUUACUAUUAUUCAAGUUUUAAUUAUUGAAAGUAUUUCAAAAUUGAUUACACAUAACCGGCAAUGAAUUGUAUACUUUACAGAAAAACAUGACAAUUUUUCUAACGGUCUGUAGUCUUGAGAUAUCUACAUGGCUGUCCAAUUUCUUGAUGUUUGGUGGACUGAAGUCUUUAUUGGUGCAAGUAUUAUGCACACAGUCUUGGUUAGCUAUCAUAUUUCAUGGUUAAUGAAAUGUUUUUUGCUGGUUUAAUUUAUAAUUUGACUGACAACUUCAUCAUAUAUUUGGAAAUUUUUGUGUCAAUUUUAGAAAUAUUGCUUUAAUUUUAAUUUAUGAAAGUUUCUUAUAGGCACUAUAGUUGAACAGUCUGAUGUAUAUAUGCUUUUUACAAUGUUCCAUCUAACUCUAACCUCCAACCUAAGGAAGAGAAAAUACAUUUUCUAGAGGAAUGGCUUUCAAAUAUUUUGGUCACAAUCCACACUAAGGAAUACAUUUAAUAUCAGAGUAUAAUUUGUGUGCAUGCCUUAUUUCAUUGAUUCUAAUACACAACUUUUUAUCAUAUUUUAACAUCUGGUAAAGAAGAAAUGCCUUUGAAUUUACAUUCAACAGCUUCAUACAAUUGCCAUUAGCCAUUCUUUCAUGUUACCAUCCCUGACAUUACCAUGAUUCUCAUAGUGAGUAGAUAUCAUUCUAGA